Molecule: messenger RNA, 993 nt
Organism: Penicillium verrucosum
Lineage: Eukaryota; Fungi; Ascomycota; Eurotiomycetes; Eurotiales; Aspergillaceae
Exons: 1
Coding region: 1-993 (330 amino acids)
Source: RefSeq, a predicted model, not a curated record
AUGCCUUCUACCAUUGACCGUCCAUUCACAUCGGCCGUUCGGACUGACUUGUCGACCCCCGACCCAUCGGCCGUUCGAAACCCACCCGCCAUUGACGAGCAGCACCCCGGUGCAGCUGGAGAAGACGCCAUGGCAUCCGCUCAUGCAUCUACACAAUACAACAUUGACAAUUUCGACAUUGACAAUUUUGACAUUAACAAUUUCGAGAUCGAUCGCUCAGAGAUUUAUUUCCAUAAUGUCGUCCCAAAGUUGAAGGGACAAUCUAACUUCAGGGACUGGGAGACAGGCCUCCUUCUAGGGCUUAGUGCCAACAACGAAUACUACGCCCGCAUGCUCACCCAUGGGAUUCCGAUUCCAUCUGCACCGUUCUACUACAACACCUCGGUAGAUGCAGUUCGUGCAGAACUACUUGAAGCUGCAAAGGCAGUCUCUGGUGAGGACACUGAUGACAUUGUCAUUACCUCCUCCCAAGUCCAUACUCGAACCAUUGAACUAGAAGAGAUCAAUGCCCAGCGGAAGGAGAAGUACGACUCCCAGCGUAACAACUGGAGAACAUGCAACUCACGAACACUUCUCAACCUUCGAAAGACCCUCGGUAUCGAAGCUAUCUCUCUUAUAGCACAGAUAACCGACGCUCGUGAGGUAUACCAGAAACUUCGAAAGACAUACGCCAGUCCUUCUCACCAACAAUCAUACGACUGCUAUGCGAAGUGGGUUGACUUGCGUUACAAGAAUGGAUCUGCAUCCAACUUUGUACGUAAAUUCCAAGAAGCUCUUCGUGAGGUGACUGCAACAUCUGGGGCUCCAAGCCAAAUGCUUGAAUUGUGUCAGUUCAAGAGAGCAAUUUUCGAGAAUCCACGAUGUGCCGCCUUCCUACAAAACCUUCGAGUCAAUGAGGAGGAUCCCGACUGGAUGGACGAAGUCUACUUUGAAUUCAUCGAGACAGAGACACACAACCGCUUGGUCAACGCUGCCUGGAGAGAACGAGAAUGA